ACUGUGAGCUACAGUGAGAAAUCAAAAUGUCUAACCCUCAAGCUGAGUCUAACUUUAGACAAUCCCUCGGUGCUUUCAGAUGGUCACAAACGUCACAGUCUGACCAACAACCUACCAGUAUAUGGUCUAGAAUACAAAACACAGUAUCCGAUUACGUGCCGCUGAACUCUGAAGAGCGAACCAAUGAAGAGGAAGCUUACUUUGCUCUAAACAGAUGGGAGAGAUUCCUCGGUUUCAUAAUUUGCUUACUUGGAAGUGCUGCAUGCUUCGUAUUAGCAUUCCUCCUUUUCCUGCCUAUUCUCCCAAUACGGCCGCAUAAGUUCGCAUUGGCGUUUAGUAUGGGAAGCGUAUUAGUUAUGGCAGCCUUUGCGUUACUUGUUGGUCCCUGGAACCACCUCAAACAUCUCCUCAGCAAAGAGAGAUUGGUUUUCUCUAUUUCCUAUCUCUCUUCACUCAGUUUGACGAUAUAUUUCGCUGUCUUUGCAAAAUCAUACAUUGGAGUAUUAGUUGCAGGUCUCGUACAGGUAGCUGCUCUAUUGACUUACAUCUUCCAAUACUUCCCUGGUGGUCUCACAACACUCAAAUUCGGUAGUAGAAUGGCUUUCAGAGGUGCUAGCAAUCUGCUUCCUAUAUAGAUAAACUAGUAAUUAUCCUAAUCUAAUUAUAUGUAAUACAUUUGUAAAAAUUCAUCUUUAUGUUGCAAUCAUGAC
Molecule: messenger RNA, 710 nt
Organism: Wallemia mellicola CBS 633.66
Lineage: Eukaryota; Fungi; Basidiomycota; Wallemiomycetes; Wallemiales; Wallemiaceae
Product: SFT2-domain-containing protein
Exons: 6
Coding region: 27-635 (202 amino acids)
Biological process (GO): vesicle-mediated transport
Cellular component (GO): membrane
Source: RefSeq, a predicted model, not a curated record